GGCACAAAAAAACACUAUUUAAGAGCCAGACUUUCUCCUGUUCAACAUCAGACGCAGAGAAGGAAGAAGAGAAGAUAAUUCUGCAGCAGGUCAUCAUUUUGGACAUUGCAUGAACUUCACCAUGAAGAUACUAGCUGUGUCUGUACUUCUUGUUGCCAUGAUGGCUCUGGCUCUGGCUACUGAAGCUCCUCCACAAGCAGAGGCAGCUGCGGUGACAGAAGCACCGGUUAAAGAAGAUGAAGCAGCUGAUGACAGUUCAAAUGAAGCAGCUGAUGACAGUUCAAGUGAAGCAGCUGAUGACAGUUCAAAUGAAGCAGCUGAUGACAGUUCAAAUGAAGCAGCUGAUGACAGUUCAAGUGAAGCAGCUGAUGACAGUUCAAAUGAAGAAGAAGCUGAUGACAGUUCAAACGAAGAGACUGAAUCAGAAGAUGAAGAGGGGGAAGAGGCAGAAUCCACAGAGGGAGAAAAAACACAUGAAGUUGCCAAGAGAUCAUGCCGUUGCCGUUGCCGUGGUGGUGGUUGGCGUCGGUACGGAAAAAUCUAUUACCGCUACUUUUCAUCCAGUAGGACUUGGGCUCGGGCUCAGUACUACUGUAGGGCCAUAGGUGGAAACCUAGCAUCUGUGCACAGCACGUAUGAAAAUAAUGUGAUCCGUGCUGUGGCACGCAACAGAGCAGUAUGGAUCGGAUUCUCUGAUGCACAGCAGAACGGUUACUGGUUCUGGAGUGAUGGUACACGUUUCAACUAUCAGAAGUGGUGUAGCGGACAGCCUGAUAACUCAGGACGCAAACAACACUGUGCAUAUAAGAGAGGGACCUGUUGGGAUGACGUGUCUUGUUCAUCCCGUCUGCCAUUUGUCUGUGUACGGAGACGUUGUUGAUUCCAGGACAGUCACGGAGGCAUGAAGUAGCUGUCAAAAGCACGAACAUUGGAGGAUGUGCGUUUGUGUUUUUGUGCACACUCAUCUGUCUUUGUGUCAUCAGUCUCAAACAUAACCCGAAGGCUUUAUAUCUCAAAUCAAAUCUGUAUUUCUUUGCUAUUGCUGUAACGCUACUUAAGGAAGGAAGCGACAAGUGACAUAAACAGGGGCUGCUUCUUCGGCCUUGUGCUGAGGAGCAGAUUGAACGGUAAUGAAAGGAACGCUUUUUGCAUAACUUUAUCCCGCAGUAAUCUGUCUUUCUUGUAUCAUGCAUGAUUAAUCAAUAAAACGCUUCAGCAUCAAAA
Larimichthys crocea (large yellow croaker) is the source of this 1224-nucleotide messenger RNA. RefSeq names its product galactose-specific lectin nattectin-like. The coding region runs from base 110 to 880 and encodes 256 amino acids. NCBI's taxonomy places the organism in Eukaryota, Metazoa, Chordata, Actinopteri, Sciaenidae. The transcript has 15 exons. The record is from RefSeq and is a predicted model, not a curated record.